Molecule: messenger RNA, 366 nt
Organism: Cooperia oncophora
Lineage: Eukaryota; Metazoa; Nematoda; Chromadorea; Rhabditida; Trichostrongylidae
Source: the annotation of a GenBank genome assembly
AUGGCGACAGCAGAAAGCGCUAUUUCUAGCGCUGAUGUCUUUGAUGCGAUCGUCAACAAAGCACCUGGUCCUUUAGACAUCCCCAUAAUGAGGGCUCUGGUCGGACCUCCAACAAAUGUUCGUGUUGAAGCCACGUCGAACAGCUCGGCCGUGGUGCAAUGGGACUUUGAAAAUGGACAGGUUGAUGGCUUUGUCGUGAAGUACAUGCAUGAGCCGGGAGGGCGAUCAGAUACUGAAAGAUGGACAGCCCGAACAGUGAUGAGCCCGACGUCGCGACAUCUUGAAGUUCCUCAUCUCACAGCUCACAAACCUUACGCGUUCUGUGUUCUGGCCAUUAAGAAUAAUGUAAGUUCCAAGCGCAUUUAG